AUGCCACCUUCACCGAAAACUCCACCACAUGAAAUACUAUCAAUUUGUAAAAAAUAUUUUAUAAUAGGGUUUUUCUUUUUACCUUGGUUAUGGGUCAUUAAUGUCGUUUAUAUGUGGCCUCUAAUAAAACGAGAAGACAUUG
Racocetra persica is the source of this 142-nucleotide messenger RNA. The record is from the annotation of a GenBank genome assembly. Lineage: Eukaryota; Fungi; Glomeromycota; Glomeromycetes; Diversisporales; Gigasporaceae.